Raphanus sativus (radish) is the source of this 1309-nucleotide messenger RNA. Its product is annotated as putative B3 domain-containing protein At5g66980. The transcript is spliced from 4 exons. Bases 286 to 1272 code for a protein of 328 amino acids. Gene Ontology annotation, molecular function: DNA binding. The record is from RefSeq and is a predicted model, not a curated record. NCBI's taxonomy places the organism in Eukaryota, Viridiplantae, Streptophyta, Magnoliopsida, Brassicales, Brassicaceae.
UUACAGAGGUUUUGCGUCUCAGAGAAAUUGUUAUAAAGGUAUUAAGUAGUAAGAAACAGAAGUUAAAAGGCAGUACACGUAAAUAAUAAAAACCAAGGGGAGUAGAAAGCAAAACUUCUAAUUACACAAUAGUUGCCUUUUCGUUCUCUCUCUAAUAAAGGUUAUCGUAUCACACAAGAUUAGAUCCUCUCGUCCGUCCUCUCUCUUGAUUCAGCUAUCUGAUCGAAUCUUAAGCAAUCUUGUUCUUAGAUCUUCUUCAGUCUUAAAACCCUCUUGAAAGAAAGAAUGGUUGAGACUAGUGAGAAGGUUUCUUCUCCGUAUACACGUAAAGACUUGGAGUUUUUCAAGGUUUAUCUUCCCGAAUUUAGUUCUCACGAACUUGUGAUACCUCAAGCAUUCAUAAACAUCUUAGGUAAGCCAUUAUCCAAGAAAGUGGUAUUAGUAGAUGAGAUCGGGCGGUUAUGGGCUGUGGAGACAAAGACAGAAGAAAGAGUUGGUGUUGGUGUUGUUUUCAAACAAGGUUGGGAAAAAUUUGCAAACGGUCAUUCACUCGAGUUUGGCGACUUUCUGUUGUUUAGAUACGACGGCGACUCUAGAUUCGACGUUGCUAUUUACGCUAAAGACGGAUGUAAAAAGGACCUUGAUAGAUUUAGGGUUUCUGUUGAGGUAGAACCGGUUAUUGUUAAACCGGUGGGUAUUUCUAUCAAACCGGAACCUUGGGAAGGUUGUGGCAAGAGGGUCAUGCAGAAUCGUAAACGCGUUUCCGUUAGGGAGGAGCGUAAUGUUCUUGGCGAGAUUGAACCGGAUCACCGAAGAAAUACUAGGAGAAAAGUUAACCGGUCUAGAGAUCCUCGUGAGAUGUCAUGGGUUGCUGAUAAGAAACACCAAGGAUUUGAAGAACCGGUUUAUAAACCCAAAAAUCCGCAUUUUGUGAGGAAUAUUAGAGCCGGUUCACUUCGUCAACUGGAAAUACCCACAACUUUUCUGAAAGCUAAUGGGAUUGAGCUGAAGGAAGGCCAAGACAUCGAGCUUUGUGAUGAAAAUGGAAAGAAAUGGCCAUUGAAGAUUGAAAAACACGACAGAGGACACAUAUUCUCAUACGACUUGUGGUUGUGUUUCUGUGAAAGCCAUAACUUGAGGAAUCCCAAUAAGUGUUUGUUUGAGUUUAUUGUAUCAAGUGAUGGGACAUGCAACCAGAUUCUAGUUCGUAUUUUCCGUGGGACGUUGCUUACUACUGCUACCAAAAGUGGUUACCACGUUCUUUCUAUGUAAACUUAAAACUAAUGUAUACUUACUUCACUCUGUUAGA